GUAAAAAAAAUAACGGCGAAGAUUCUAAGAGGCGCGAAAUUGGUGUAUGUUACUUUAUUAACUUGGUUUUUUUAAAUCAUAAUCUUAUUACUUAUAAAUGAUAUUAUAUUUCCGAGAAUCGCAAACCAAAGAUGUCUAAGGAUAUUCGAUCGUUUUUUAAGCCCCAGAAAAUGAAAAAACCAAGAGCAGAAGAUGAUGUUGACGUUAUACCAGAAUCUCCUGAUGUGGCAAUUAAGAUCAAGAAGAGAGAAAAUAGAAAGAAACGAGUGUUGAGUGACUCGGAUGAAGAAAUAUUUUCUACAAAGAAGAAAAAGUCAAAUGAAGAUAGUCAUAAGACAUCGCUGAAAUCCAAACAUAAGGCCCUUGCUAAAACAGAACUGAAAGAAGUUAAAGCAGCUGACAUCUUUGGCAGUGGACCCAUUAAAAGAACAGAGCCAAAUGUAAAAUCAGUCCAAAAGAAAACUGAAACUGGUAUUCAUUCAGAUGAUGAUUUUGAUAAAAGCCUUUUGGAACUUGAUAGUACUGAAGAAUUAGCUCUGAAUAAUGUUAAAAAGGAAACUAUCCCUGUUAAGUCUCCCAAUGACAAAUCAAACAUUACCCCAAAUUCAACAAAAACUAAUACUGAUAUCAAAAAAAACAAAUCGCUGGAAAUGAACACUUUUAAUGGAAAUGGGAGUUUGUCUGCAGAAAACCAUGAAUCAGAAGCCGUUUCACCAAAAGCAAAAAAGGGGCACCUUGAUUUAGCAUCAGGGAAUACAUAUGAAUCAAAGCAAAAUAUAAUCACCAAAUCAAAGUCAAAGGCGAGUAAUAGUACUAAUGAGAAUGCAUCUCCAAAUGAUAAAGAUAUUUUUGAAGCAACAGACUUCGAACUAGAUUCAAGCCAAGUAAAAAGCAAUAAGAAACUUGAGAAGAGCCUAAAUGAGUCUGUUGUUACUGAUGAAGAGAGAUAUGAACGUAAACGACAUUCUGCAGCUUUGUACCAAAAGUAUUUGAACAGGUGUGGACCUAAACAUUUGGGAGCUAGAACCAUUCCAGAGGGUACACCAAAUUGCUUAAAAGAUUGUGCCUUUUUGUUAACUGGGGUGUUGGACUCCUUUGAAAGAGAUGAGGUGGCUGAAGCUAUUACGAAACUGGGUGGAACUAUCAAAAACUCUAUCAGCAAAAAGGUAACACACGUGUUGGCUGGAGAGGACGCGGGUCCGGCGAAAAUAGCGAAAGCUCGAGACCUAGGAAUUAAAAUAAUAAAUGAAAAUGAGUUUCUGGAAUUGAUGGUGGCUUUGUCUAAAGGAAACACGACUGAGAAGACGAAAAACAAAGAUGAUAUCAAAAAAGAAAAAAAUCCGAUUCCGAAAUCAAAUAAGGAAAAACAACAUACAGUAAAUAAAAAUAAUCAUAAAUCUGACACCAGUACAAGCAAUCAGAAAUCUAUAAAAGUUAAAACUAGCCCAAAAGUUAAAAACAUCAAAAGAGACAUUGUAGAUGUAAAAGUAAAAAAAUUGGAAGCUGAUAAAAAUGGAAACAGGUCUACUGAGCCAGAAAGUAAACCCAAAUUAAGUACUAAUAUACCUGAAAGUAAUAUAAAAGUGAAUUCUACUAAUGAUUUACAGGUCAGCUCAACUACAAAACCGGCAACUGUUUCCGUGCAGUCUGCAAUGUGGGUGGAAAAAUAUAAACCACAAUCACUCAAACAAAUUAUUGGUCAACAUGGGGAAGCUAGCAACGUUAAAAAAUUAUGCAACUGGCUUUCUAAAUGGUAUGUAAAUAGAAAAGCGAAAUUACCAAAGCCUAGUCCGUGGGCGAAAAACGAUGACGGAGGAUAUUAUAAAGCAGCUUUGCUGUCGGGACCUCCGGGCGUUGGUAAGACGACGACGGUGACAUUGGUGUGCAAAGAGCUCGGGUUCGACGUGGUGGAGUUUAAUGCCUCCGACACCAGGAACAAGUCCCUAAUAAAGGAACAGAUCAGCGAGUUGUUGACCACUACAUCCCUUUCCGGGUAUGCCAAGGGAAUGAUGGGCAAGCAAGCUGUUUCAAAGAAACAUGUUUUAGUAAUGGACGAAGUUGACGGUAUGGCUGGCAACGAAGAUAGAGGCGGUCUCCAAGAGUUGAUAAGUCUCAUAAAGUCAGCAUCCGUACCUAUCAUAUGCAUGUGCAAUGAUAGAACCACUCAGAAAAUGAGAUCUCUCCUCAAUUAUUGCUACGAUUUGAGAUUUAGCAGGCCUCGAGUUGAUCAAAUAAAGGCGGCGAUGAUGUCGGUGUGCUGCAAGGAGGGCAUCAAAGUGUCCGGCGAGGCGCUGUCACAGCUGAUCGUGGCCGCCAACCAGGACGUGCGCCAGACGCUCAACCUGCUCUCCAUGUGGGCCGUGGACCGCGGCCGCGCCGACGCCGACACCCUCGUGAGAGACGCCUCGCAAACUAAAAAGGAUAUCAAACUGGGGCCUUGGGAAGCCAUACGCAAGGUGUUCUCUGCGGAAGAACAUAAGAGCAUGAGCAUUCACGACAAAAGUGAUCUGUUCUUCUACGACUACAGCCUCGCGCCGCUGUUCGUGCAGGAGAACUACCUGCAAGUCGCGCCACACUGCCCCAAGCAUGAGGUGCUGGAGCGGGUCAGCAGGGCAGCCGACAGCAUCAGCGUGGGAGACCUCGUCGAGGCGAGAAUUCGCGGCACCCACGCCUGCUGGACCCUUUUGCCUAUGCAGGCGAUGUACAGCUCAGUGAUCCCCGGGCACUCGAUGGCGGGCCACGUCACCGGCCAGAUACAGUUCCCGGGCUGGCUCGGCAAAAACUCGCGCAAGAACAAGAUGCACCGUCUCUGCCAGGAGAUCCACGCGCACACCAGGCUGAGCACAUCUGGUUCGAAGUCGUCCAUAUUCCUGGACUACUGCACGCACCUGCGCGACGCCAUAGUGACGCCUCUCAUCCGAAACAAGAACGACGGCAUCGCGCACUCCUUGGAAGUACUCGAGGCGUACCAUCUCUUAAGAGACGAUUUGGAAUCCUUGACUGAAAUGUCACUAUGGCCAGGCCAAAGGAAUCCAAUGAUUCUUAUAGAUUCGAAGGUAAAAGCGGCAAUGACCCGCACAUAUAACAAGAAAGCGAUGGCGCUGCCGUACGCGCCGGGGCAGGUGAAGCGCGCGCGCGCCGUCGACGCCACCGUCGCGCCCGCCAACGACGACGAUCACGACGACGAAGAUGACAGCGACCCCGAGAAUGACCUUCUCAUUAAGAAAAAAAAGAACAAUGAGAAAACCGGAGGUAAAAAAGAUGAAGCUGGUACAAUAAAAGACAACGCUAGCUCGAGCAAAGGCAAGACAAAGAAGACGUAGUUAUAUAACUAUAGUAAACACUCCAUAGUCCCGCCUGACAAUACGCGCGCCCAUUCCAGCAAUAUCAUAUAAUGUAUUGUAUUUCGGGCCGAGUUACUGAUUCAAGUGAUUCAUCUAUAGCUAUCAUGAUCUAUUUUACGAUUGACCACUAACAUUUGGCUAGUUCAUGAAGUAGUUGUGGCAUUCAUUAUUUUUAUUGGUUAACGCCGGUUUAUUGUAACCAGACUACAUUAAGUUGGAGCCAGCUACUUCAUAAACUGCCGGACAGAUCAAGAGAUGGCAAUAUGGGUGGCCUAACCAUUGGGCAGAGGCCCACCUGAUGAAUACCAAUGCUUAAGUGUCUCAAAUUCAAAUAAAUGUUCACGACAUAAUGUUCGCCUGUAAAACAAGUCAAAUUAAUCCUGAAGGGAUGAGCGCGGAAUAAUCUCCAUAUUUAACUUUUUUCACUAUGUACGUAUUCCCCGAUUUUAAGGGCGCGAAGUGUAAAAUUUCAGUUUUGUGUUUUCUAUUAAGACAGACCUAUCAACGUCACACAGCGGAACACUAUUAAACAACUACAACGCGCAACGGAUCCACUGAACGGGUCCGCACCUGUUUACUGGAGUCUGGUCUCAAUCCCAAGUUUACAUUUUCGACUUGGGUCACAAAGUCGCCUACCCUACCCUUCAACGCACACGGCCGUCGGCCGCUAUUAGUUGCGUUAAUACGGCUUUCUUGGAACCAAAGGUUUCCUUUGGCAGAAUUAAUCUUCGGCGACGUCUGAGGUUAAUAACUGUUCUAAGUCACGUUUGGUAUCAUUUUCAACUAAAACAAAGAUGUAGAUCAUACCAAAUUUCAUCUAAAUCGUUUCCGCGGUUAUUGAUUCCCCUUACAAACUUCCACUCCCUUUUUCAAAAACUAUCCUAUGUCCUUUCCCGGGGCUCAAACUAUCUCUACCAAAUUAAUUUAACUAAAUUAAUUCAGCGGUUUAAGAGUGAAGAGGAAUUAAAAAAUAGUACAUUUCGAUGCUAGUGCGGAAAGUAUAUCAUUACAUCACGAGUACCGAGAUAUCGACGACGAGGACGAGUGAAGAAUGACAUUUCCGCGCGUGUAUCGAACGACGUUUUUUAAUACAGUUGCGAAAAAUAAGAAAAACAACAUGUAAGGAAUUCGAAAUUUUUAUAUUAUUAAUUAUGUGACAUCAUUGACUUUGACAUUAUGAAGAAGUGUUUUUUAGCUGGGUGUUAUUAUUAUUGAACCCACUUCAAUGAAAGUUUUUUUUUAAAUGCAUGUUCUAUAAGACAAAAACAAUUGUAAAUAUAAAACAUUGUACUAUUAUUACCCAAAUUUCGUUAAUUACGAUUAUUUGUGUGUCGUACAUUUAUAAAAACAAUAUCGAAUGUUGCCUUUGGAAACUUACAGCAGAAAGAAAAAACGCCUCUUCUUUGACAAGCGUUCCGUUCCAUCCAGACAACUUAUUAAGAACGAUUUUUCAAUAUUCAAUAUAAAAAAAUUUGACGUGUUAUAAUGAUGAAGAGAUAAGUAAUAAAAUAUGAAAUAUGUAUAUUUUUCGUAUUCUUACAUUAACAGUAGGUUUUUAUGUUGAUUACGACGUUUAAAGGAAACUAAUAUUAACACUCAUCAAUAAGUAGUCAUGAAUUGGAACAAGAAUAAAUUUAAAAAAAUUGAAAAAGUAAAUAGCACUAGUUCGCGAAAACCAACUUUCCGCACGAUAAACAGCUACGUAAAGUAGCACUUUUUGAGCAACUGUAUUAAAAUAGUACAUUUUACAACUAGUGUGAAAAGGUGAAAAGAAUGUCUUUCUACCACUAGUACCGAGGUAUCUUGCCACGAGCUGAAAGCGAGUGGCAAGACUCGGUACGAGUGGUAAAAAGACAUUUCACACGUGUUGUAAACGACGUUUUUUAAUACAAUUGCGAAAAAAUAAUAAAUUAAUAUAUCAUUAGUAGAGUCAUACCACCAAACCAAACCAAAACCAAAAGUACCUAUACAGCUAAGAUACGCGAGCUGCCGCAGCCCGCGAUACCUUCAUACUCGUGCGCGCCCCGCGGGCCCGGCGUGGGUUGGUCAACGACACCUCCUCAUAACUCAUGAGGCCCUGGUACCUGCUCCGCGCUAAAUUCAAUUUUAACUGCGUUUCGAAAGUAUAGUUUGGAACUAAAAAUUAAAAAGCACUAGUUCGAGAAAUUGAGCUUCUCGCACGCUACGCAGCCACAAAAAGUACCACUUUUUGAGCAACUGUAUUAAAAAAAAAAAAUUUAUGUUUUUCAAUGGUGUCAAAUCUUGGCGGCUCCACUUUUUAAAUCAAUCCUAAGGACCAAUCCUGCCAAAGGAAACGCUGUAUGUUAUCGGCUACAACGGCCACUAUAUUCGUUACCGGACCGGGGAUGAGAAAGUGAUUGGCUGUCCUAUCGAAUAUUUUCAAAAACACACUGAUGUUAGAUCCCGUGUGAAUUACGCAGGUUCUAUUCCUUCCGUUCCUCUGGCUUUCCAGCUAUAUUCACUUGUUGCUAAUCUUUUGCGGUAGAUCAUCUCCCAAAAUUGCCUUAUAUCCAGAGGAAACUCGUUUUUGGAACGAAUGUAGUAGUCUAAUAAUGAUAUAAAUCGCAAACAUCACGUAUUUUAGGGUAGACGGAUAAUCGCUCUGAUGGAAUAAGGUUUUCAAAAGCGUAAAGUUACCAUGAAAACAAAAGUUCGGUAAAAGCAUAUGUCAUUAUAAUUUACUUUA
Molecule: messenger RNA, 6051 nt
Organism: Cydia strobilella
Lineage: Eukaryota; Metazoa; Arthropoda; Insecta; Lepidoptera; Tortricidae
Gene: Gnf1
Product: replication factor C subunit 1
Exons: 18
Coding region: 132-3323 (1063 amino acids)
Biological process (GO): DNA repair; DNA replication
Cellular component (GO): nucleus; DNA replication factor C complex
Molecular function (GO): DNA clamp loader activity; DNA binding; ATP hydrolysis activity
Source: RefSeq, a predicted model, not a curated record